Molecule: messenger RNA, 387 nt
Organism: Adineta steineri
Lineage: Eukaryota; Metazoa; Rotifera; Eurotatoria; Adinetida; Adinetidae
Source: the annotation of a GenBank genome assembly
AUGUGUGCAGCACUAUCACCAACUCCACCAAAUUCAUCAACAAAUUCAUCACUUUCAAAUUGUGAUCAUCAAACUAUUGAUGAAAAAAAUGGUCCCAUUGAUAAUAAUAAUAAAUUUCAACAGCCAACAUUUUUCAGUUCAUUCGAAGCUGAAUUAAAUAAAGUUGAUGAUUAUUUUGAAACAAAAGCACCUGAAGUUCGUCAUAUUAUACUUGAUAGUUUACAACGUAUGUAUAGUCAAAAUGAAUGGCAUGAUAAUCCAUUAACAAUUAUUUGUCGUGAUCUUGAUAUUCAUGUACCAACACCUGAACAAUUAAUCGAAUUAAAAACAACUCGUGAUGCAUUAAAAGCUGAAUAUGAUGCUUUACGUCAAUCAGUGAACAAUUGA